Messenger RNA from Acipenser ruthenus (sterlet), 1167 nucleotides. Its product is annotated as protein FAM187B-like. NCBI's taxonomy places the organism in Eukaryota, Metazoa, Chordata, Actinopteri, Acipenseriformes, Acipenseridae. The record is from RefSeq and is a predicted model, not a curated record. The transcript is spliced from 2 exons. Bases 1 to 1167 code for a protein of 388 amino acids.
AUGAGUCGGGCGUUCCUUUCCAUCUGUCUGCUGGCGAGCGUUCUACCAGCUGAAAACUAUCAGCUAGCCUUGGCUUCCCAGAACCCAGCCACCUUGUUUUGUCCAAAUGGUUCUCAACACAACGAAUUAACUUGGCAGUAUCAAAGCCUGGGUGGGGACCAACCCAAGACCAUGUGGUCCAACAAGGGCCCGGUGAAAAACGUCAAGGAUCCCCGUUUGUUGAAUCUCCAGUCAAGGGCCAUCAUGCAUUUUGGAGACUUGAAGUUAGAAAGCCCCAAGAUCAGGGAUUCAGGUGGAUAUAUCUGCAAGGGGGAGAAGGAGACUCUAGUCCACUACGAAGUGGAGAUCCAAGAGGUCUAUGAACUCCACAUAUCCCACGCCGGCUUAGGGCAGAAGGUACGAGCGAACUUCACUGAGGACUUAGGAGACGGCAGGCAGGUGGAAGUCUAUACGCACUGGAACAAAUGGCAGGCUUGUGAUCGGUGUGGCUCCGAGGGAGAGAGGAAAAGGGUGGGGUUCUGUUACGGAAGGGUGACCCAGCACAGCGUUCUGGUUUGGGACGCUCUCCCAUGCGGUCUGAUGAGGAUCAGGCUGGAAGCGCUUGGGAAGGAGUUCACAGGUUUUGGCCCCGAGCUCAGGAUCGAGCUCUGUAAUGUUACCUGUUCAGACAUGGACAGUGGAGCAUUCCUACAAGAAAUGGGUUUGAAUUUUGUGGAGAAACACCUAGUCCAAGUCAAUGGGGAUGCAAGUUUGACAUGCGCUGGUGCAUCCCUUUACAGCCCACUGUACUGGAUGAAAGACUCUCACCCGCUCACCCAUCUUGAACUGCUGAAGCAGGACGACAGGCACUCAUUGGACAGAGCGACAGCAGGCGGAACCUACCGCAUCAGCCACCUCACAAUGAAAGAUUCCGGAAUGUACCUUUGCUAUGUCAAUAGAACCCUGACCAAGGCUUACCAGCUGGAGGUCCAGGAACCGGGCGACAGGGCUUUGUUUCAGAUGGAUGUGUUUCUUGUGUUGGCAGUGAUGGCUUUCUUCUUCAUGCUUGUUGGGUUAGGGAAGUGUUACUACCAGGAUUUAAGCGAUGGUUGUACAAAACACACGGAGGAGACAACAGAUGAAAAGGCGACAUACGAAAUGAAAGAGGCAGAAUGUCUAAUGGAAUAA